CACUCCAUUGAGAUUAAUACUCAAACUGUUUUUUCCAGCUUCUAUUGUGGUUGUACUUGUAUAUUCUUUUCUUGAAAUUAUUUCAACUUUCAAUUCCAAUUUAAUGUGGUUCUACACUUCUACUUAAUGCAUUUUGAUAUACUUAAAACUGAUUGAUCCUCCUCUUCCACAGUUCAAGACUUGAAGUGCUAGCACUCUUGCAUCAUUUUAACAUUUUAAGAAGGUACAACAAUGCCACGAUCAAGGGGAUCAGAAAUGCCUCAAAGGCAAUCGCCUCGAGGCCCUCCACAACUCAGAACAUCAAGCUCUGAUUCCAAUCCUCUACACCAUCGGUCAGUGCCUGACCGGAGUCCUAAAUUAGGCGAUCGUCGCUCUCCACGAGGUGCUCAAUCUGAUCCACUGAACCAAAGGAAACUUGGAACAAGAAUUGCAGAUUUGGAAUCCCAACUUGGUCAAGCACAGGAUGAGCUCAAAUCUCUUAAAGGACAGUUAGCUUCAGCUGAGGCUGCAAAAAAAGCAGCUCAAGAACAGCUAGAGAAGAAAAACAAGAAACCAACUGUUGCUGAGCCUGAACAAAUCCAAGAAACCGACAACAACAACGACAACGAUAACAAAAACAAUCCAACUCAUGAAAUUCCAGAUAAUGAUGAACUGAAAGAAACUGAUGUUUUUGAAGUUCCAGUUGAGAAGGUAACUGUGGAGCCUCCUCCAAAUGUUGAAAUUAGUCACCCCUCUACUGAAUUUGAGCCAGAGAAACCAUCAGUCGAAGAGCUGAAUUUGAAAGAUGAAGGAAUAAGCUCAUUGAAAUCCAAGUUGGAGGAGAAAGAGAAAGAGGUUCAGGCUUUUUGCCAAGAAAAUGAGAGCCUGAAGAAGGAGCUGAACGAAAAGAUGCUAGAGAUAUUAUCCGUUAAGGCCAAGGAAGACGAAAUGACCCUCAAGCUAAACCAAGUAACACAAGAGCUUGAAACAAGCAAGAAUGAUGGAGUUAACAUAAAGGAGAAACUCGAAGCUACUGAAAAGGUGAAAGAGGCAUUAGAAAAUGAGAUGAAGAAACUAAGAGUCCAAACAGAACAAUGGAGGAAGGCUGCAGAUGCUGCUGCAGCAGUAUUAGCGGGAGGAGGCGUGGAGAUGAACGGGAGAAGGAUAUCGGAGAGGUGUGGAUCAAUGGAUAAGCACUAUGGUAAUGUAUUAGAACCAGCUGUUGGAGGAUAUGGAAGUUACAUGGGUUCACCGGGGUUGGUUGAUGAUUCUGAUGAUGUUUUCGGACAUGGUAAGAGAAAAGGUUCUGGUAUUAAGAUGUUUGGUGACCUCUGGAAGAAGAAGGGCCACAAAUAAGUGUCGUUUAGAUUAAGAAAAAUGCCUGUCAUGUUUUGCCAGCAAAAUGGCCGCUCGCCAUUUUAACCUUCUCGGCUAAUGUAUGAAUCUUCUUCUUGGCAUCUGGCCAAUAGUACUACUAUUAUGCUGAGUUUAGAUUUCUGUA
This is a messenger RNA of Lycium ferocissimum, 1480 nucleotides long. RefSeq names its product interactor of constitutive active ROPs 4-like. Lineage: Eukaryota; Viridiplantae; Streptophyta; Magnoliopsida; Solanales; Solanaceae. The transcript has 2 exons. The record is from RefSeq and is a predicted model, not a curated record. The coding region runs from base 232 to 1335 and encodes 367 amino acids.